AUUUAAUCUCAAACCGGAGCAGCAACAGCGCUCUCUCUGACAUCAGACAUUGCCACAUUGAUUGCUGGAUGACACGCCCCUGGCUGUCACGCUCAUUAGGUGUGUUGCAGGAUCUGUUUCGUGCGCGUGGGGAUUCAUCCGCCUGGGCUGACUGUCAGAAUAGUGGUCCUUGAAUUUCUUGUCCGAUCCCGCGUCAACUUCUGGACGAUCGCUUGACCCGCUCUCAUAUACGGUGUAGGGCUCGUCUCCCAGCGGCCGUGUCUCGCCUUUUCGACAAUCAUGGCGCAAUCAACAGAUCCUGCCGGACAGGACUCGAGGAUUCGGAAGAGCAUCUUCUUCGUUAGCAAUAUUCACUGUUCCUCAUGCGUGACGUAUGUCAACGAAGUACUUUCCUUCUUCGGGGGAAUCAAGACCAUCGAUGUGUCGGUCCUCACUCACGAGGUUCGCGUCGUGCACACCGCAGACACCCAGCCUUCCGACCUGGCCACAGCCCUGGGGGAGGCGGCCUUCGAGGUCCACCAUGUUACCACCUAUGAGCCCCGAGGGUCGGUGAUAUCCGAGCUGGAUACGACCCCGUGGCUGCCGCGAGACUCAGGCUUUUUCGUCCCCCGACCGACGCACACCCAAGCCCCGGGGAACCGACACGUCGAGAAUUGCGAUGCCUGCCGGAAGGAGGAGCUGGACCGGCUGGCUGCCGACGAGGACCUGGCGAGCGCUUCCCUUCGCCAGCCUACUGCCGUCUCCAAGAAAGGUGUCGUAGCCGUCGAGUCACUGGGGGAGAGUGGAACGCCGUCGACUGCUGAACAAAAAUUCAACGCCCGUGUCAGCAUUGGUGGCAUGAGUUGCGCCGCUUGUGCAAACAGCAUCACGAAUGAGAUCACGCAGCUGGACUUUGUCGAGAAUAUCACGGUCAACCUUCUCACCAACAGCGCUGCGGUGAUCUUCACUGGCCCGCAGUCCAACAUCGACAAGGUGGUUGAGCAGAUCGAGGAUAUCGGCUUCGAGGCUUCCCUGGACGAAGUCAACAAGAUUGUCUCCCCGUGCACGACAAGCUCGACGGGCUUCGUCGCCGAGAUUGCCAUCAUUGGCAUGACCUGCGGCUCAUGCUCCGGGACUGUCACGCGAGGGCUUGAGGAGCUACCGUUCGUCACCGAAGUGUCCGUCAACCUACUGACGCACAGUGGAAGGGUCGAGUUUGAGGGGCGAGACCACGUCGAUGAUAUACUGGAAAAGAUCGAGGACAUGGGGUUUGAUGCCUCUGUCAACAGUGUUCUGCCUCAGAAUGGAGAUAACGACCGGGAGAAAGUCGAAGCGCGCACGAUCUCCAUCCACGUGGAUGGCAUGUUCUGCCACCAUUGUCCCGCGCGGAUCCUCGACGCCGUGAAGGCGCUUCCGGAUGUCACGGUGGAGGGCAGCCCGUCCCCCAAAAACCCAAUUCUGGCGGUCACAUACACGCCUAAGCCGCCCUCUCUCACGGUGAGAACCAUCCUUCAGGCCAUCGACGACGCACACGAGGCCUUCACCGCCACCGUCCAUCAUCCGCCCAGCAUCGAGGACCGAUCGCGAGCGAUGCAGCGGCACGAGAGACGGCGACUGCUCACCCGCUUUAUCUUCGUGCUGAUGGUGGCGAUUCCCACCUUCCUGCUCGGCAUCGUGUUCAUGAGCCUGGUGUCGUCGAACAACCAGACCCGCCAGUUCCUGGAAGAGCCCAUGUGGGUCGGGGAUGCCUCGCGCCUGGAAUGGGCUCUCUUCAUCAUGACCACCCCGGUCAUGUUCUAUGGAGCCGACAUCUUCCAUGUGCGCGCGAUGAAGGAGGUCUAUUCGCUCUGGCGCCCGGGUAGUCGGGCCCCGUUGCUGCGCCGAUUCUAUCGCUUUGGCAGCAUGAACCUGCUGAUUUCCGCCGGCACGAUGGUGGCCUAUUUCUCGUCCCUGGCGGUCCUGAUCAUGGAUGCAGUCGCAGGCUCUGGCUCUAGCACCCACAGCUCCACAUAUUUCGACACAGUAGUCUUCCUGACCAUGUUCAUCCUCGCGGGGCGGUUCAUGGAGGCAUACAGCAAGGCGAAGACCGGAGACGCGGUCGCAUCCCUUGGAGAGCUGCGACCGACGGAGGCGCUGUUGAAAGUCAGUGACGCCGGUGUCGAUGAACACCGGCGCAUCAACAUCGACCUCCUCGAAAUCGGCGAUGUUGUCAAUAUCCUUCACGGUUCCUCACCUCCCGCCGAUGGAGUUGUUGUUAGCACCGGAUCCUCCGGCUCGUACCAGUUCAACGAAAGCUCGCUGACGGGAGAAUCGCGACCGGUCAAGAAGUCGGCGGGCGACGCGGUGUACACGGGAUCCGUCAACGUCGGACAACCGGUGGAGAUUCAAAUCUCGGCCAUUGGCGGCGCAUCGAUGCUGGACCAGAUCAUCUCCGUCGUGCGCGAGGGCCAGAGCCGACGGGCGCCCCUCGAGCGAGUGGCAGACCUGCUCACCUCGCACUUCGUCCCCAUAAUCACCCUGAUCGCCAUCCUGACAUUCGUCAUCUGGCUGGCGCUGGGACUGUCCGGCACGCUACCCGGUGACUACCUUGACGUUGCACGCGGCGGUUGGACCUUCUGGAGCCUGGAGUUCGCCAUCGCCGUGUUUGUCGUGGCCUGCCCCUGCGGUCUUGCGCUGGCUGCUCCCACGGCCCUCUUCGUCGGUGGCGGAUUGGCAGCACGACAGGGCAUCCUCGUCAAAGGCGGCGGUGAAGCCUUCCAGGAAGCCAGCCGUCUCGACGCGAUUGUUUUUGACAAGACAGGGACUCUGACGGAGGGGGGCAGCCUGCAGGUAUCCGCACACGAAGCCCUGAUCACCGAUCCGGACACACUGCAGGUGGCCUGGGCUCUGGCCCGCAAGCUCGAAGAAAGCAGCAACCACCCCAUUGCGCGCGCGAUUUCCACCUUCUGCAAAGACAGGCCGUCUGCCACCGUCCUCAGCGCCGACAUCGAAGAACUGACCGGCCAAGGCAUGAAGGGGUCGUUCACCGUCUCCCUCCAACCCGCCACCAACCAACCCCCAACCACGCUGCAAUACGAAGCCGCCAUCGGCAACCAGCGUCUCCUCCACACGCUCCAACCCGACUACGACCACGACACCACCUCCCUCUCCCCAACCCUAAACCAAUACCAAUCCACCGGCCAAUCCACCGCGAUCCUCACCCUGCGCUCCCUGUCUUCCGACCCCGAGAAAUCCCUCUUCCACCCAGCCCUCAUCUUCGCCAUCUCCGACACCAUCCGCCCCAACGCCGCAGCCGUGAUCUCGCAACUGCAAGCCCGCAAAGUCGCCGUCUUCAUGUGCACGGGCGACAACCAAACCACCGCGCACGCCGUCGCCGAUCAGAUCGGCAUCGCCCGAGCAAAUGUCCUCGCCAACGUCACCCCCGCCGGAAAAGCCGCCUUCGUGCGCCAAAUCCAAGACGGUCUUCCCACCAUCAGCCCAAGCCUCAACCCUCGAGAUAUCAGAGACAGCAGGGAAAUAACCCCCUCGACCCUCGAAUCCCAAACCCCUCCCCCGACUCAGAAAAGGAACAUCGUAGCCUUCACCGGCGACGGCAUCAACGACUCCCCCGCCCUCUCGGCCGCAGACGUCAGUAUCGCCCUGGCCUCCGGCUCCGACGUCGCCAUCCACUCCGCCAGCUUCAUCCUGCUGAACAGCGACCUGCACACCAUCCUGCAGCUCGUGCUGCUUAGUCGCAGGGUGUUCGCCCGUGUCAAGCUGAAUUUUGCCUGGGCGUUGGUGUAUAAUUGUCUCCUGGUGCCGGUUGCCGCGGGCGUUUUUUAUCCGAUUGUUAGUGGGCAGAAAGAAAUGGAUGGGGGCGUGGUGGAUACGCACUGGCGAUUGAGUCCGGUUUGGGCCGCGCUGGCGAUGGCGUUGAGUAGUGUUUCGGUGGUAGUAGGUCUGGUGUAG
Molecule: messenger RNA, 3927 nt
Organism: Aspergillus heteromorphus CBS 117.55
Lineage: Eukaryota; Fungi; Ascomycota; Eurotiomycetes; Eurotiales; Aspergillaceae
Product: putative copper resistance-associated P-type ATPase
Exons: 3
Coding region: 280-3927 (1215 amino acids)
Biological process (GO): monoatomic cation transport; copper ion homeostasis
Cellular component (GO): membrane
Molecular function (GO): ATP binding; ATP hydrolysis activity; P-type divalent copper transporter activity
Source: RefSeq, a predicted model, not a curated record